UCGCUAUUUAUGCUUGUCAAAAUAACGAGAAGGAAGGGAGAUCUAUUUCAUUCGUAGUGAUAAAAUUACCAACUUCUCAAUAUUGUGACCCCAAUAUCUAUUAUUUCAGCCGAAAGUUCAAUUCAAAACUAAAUGAGAAAACAGUUUUCAUGUUUUAUCCCAGAUUGAAUGGUCGAAAUGAGAGACCUACCAUACUUUACUUGUUUGGUUCUGUACAUAUUUUCUUUCCAAAUUAUUGCUACGAAUUCUCGUACAUCUAACAUUUGGAAACUUAAUCCUGAAGAAGGUACAAUAGUUGACGGCAAUACGUUGACCCAGGAUGACGCUGAUAAGCAAAAAAUGACUGAAGAAGACCCCAUAUUCAACAUAAUAACCUCCACUGUGUACUAUGGGAACACUUGGACCAAGCAUGGCUUUGACAUGUUUUGUACUGACUGCCAAGCUUAUGAACAGCAAAGAUCCGGUGUUGAAAACGGAGAUGAGUCAACACUGACUGAGACUAAUGGCGAUGUUGACGACGAAUACUUGGACUGCGGGAAAGCUGUCAACUUUACAUACUAUGACAACCUUGUGGGGGUGGCCAGGCGCCAUAGACAUCCAAAUGUUCCGGAGCCGCAGGUGGCUCUUAUAUUCACAAAAAAGAAGUCCUUUAAAAAUGGUGUGACAGAGCUGGAUAUAAAUGCUCUGGAGAAGCGUCUGAAGAAAGCUAAGAGAGAGAAACCAAAGUCAGUACAGCUGUACAACCAAAUCGGCAACUUUUGGAGAAUCAAGGGUGACACUAGACAGAGCAUUGAGUGCUUCCGGCGGGCGUUGGCCGUGUCUCCUUAUAAUGCAGAAGUGCUCCUGAACCUGGCACGCGUGUUAUUCACACUGCAGUACUUAGACGACGCCAUCUAUCUGACGCGCCGCUCGCUCGAGGUGCAACCGCCGGACCGCAGCGCGUGGCAGCAGUACUUCACUCUUGGGGAGAUAUUCAAAGCUUAUGGCCAUUAUCAGGAAGCAGCGAUACAUCUCAAGCACGCGUUAGAUUUGAGACCGGACUUCGAACCGGCGCUGACGGCGCUAAAGGACAUUGAGAACAUACCGGAGGCCAACGUGCAUGUGUACACGCUCCUUAUUAUUGUGUGUUUGGUGAUGGGCGUCCUUCUCGUAAUCCUCUCGUCCGUGGACAACAACGGUGAAGCGGAGGAGCACAAAACGCAACGCCACUUCAACCGCGCCAUGGCGAUGCGCUCCCUGCGAGGCGUGGCCUUACCCGGCUCGCGCGGCCGCAAGAAAGGCGGCUCCUAAGCGGGAUAGCGGAAACCCGGUCUAAUGUCGAUGGUUUUGUGUAGUUCGUUUCGACGAUAUACUUUGGAUUUAAAUUAUUUGGACUUUGUUUAUAAUUUCUAGAUGGCGGUGUACAAUGACGUUUCGAAAUGUUUUACACUAGGUAUUAUUAUUAUAUCUAAUAGGUAUUGCCUGCUUAAGGAAAUAAAGUAAAUUAAAUAAGUCAUAAAUCUGUCCAGUUUUUGGUACACACUUUUAUUGCCGACUGUACUUUUCUUUGUACAAUCAUCAACUAUUAGAUAGUUUAAAGUAGAUAGGGUUGUUUCGAUUUAUUAUAAUAGGGAAUAUAACGCGAAACUCUGCGUAGGGGGCGCCACUACCACAAUCUGAGGGUCUACCGCGAAACAAGAAAAUCAGAAUUUCGUUAUCUAACAUCUAUCACUCUUCUUGCAUAUUCGAGCGAUAAAGAGGCAGAUAGUGAAAUUUCGGAUUCGCGUUUCCCGGUAGGUCCUCUGUAAACAAACCGCCUUGAUGCGUCAAUGUCAUAUUUUAUUAUCUCUGAAAACUUGUCAUAAAGGCACAGUAUUUAUAAGUUACUCUAUGGUCUACUAUAGACGCUAGUGCUGCACUGGUGGCAGAACAUUGCAGUAAUACCCACUAUUGUUACAGUUCCUAUGAAUACCUUCUGUGUCUUAUUAUCAUCACAAAGGUAUAGAAAUUAAGUACUUAGCUAUGCUCAACUUCAGCUUAAUUGGAUUACUAGGAAGUGUAAUUGAUCGUGCAUGAUUACUUAUCACUUGCAUAUCAGCCUUUACCUAUUUGAGAGUUGCAAUAAGUCACAAGCAAUGUGUUUUUAGUGUCUAGAAAUUAUAAACAGUAGCUAUAUUUUUUUUAAGUGAAGGAAAUUAGAAAUCUGAUUUGGUUAAUGCUCAGUUAGGAAUUCUUAAUUAUUAGUUUAUGGAGGUUGUGAUUAAAUUACUUAAUUUUUAUAUCACAGACAUUAGACCGGCGAUCUUUACAUUUUAUCGCUUGAUAAUGACAAAACUGACAGCUAAAAUGUUCCAGUAUCGCUAUUGAUAUCUAUGAGUAAGAAACCGAUGUUGUGGUACUGUUUCGUGAAAUAUAUAAAAUAUAGUAACUUGCAUUUAAAGUUGAGUUGUGAUUGAAAGUAGAUUUUUGCAGCGACGGGAAAAUUUUGCCAUAUUUAUAAUUCAAUGUGUACUUCUGUAAUUCAAUGUUCAAUUGUCAGAUAUAAAAUUUGACGAAACAGUGCGACAAAGAGAGGCUAAUGUACAAAAGUGACCUAACCGGUCUUGCCAUGUCUAAUUUGAUCUCUGCUUAGUAGUCUUCGUCACCUAUUAAUAGUUCCCUAAUGUGACGUGUUUCCUUUUAGCGGUUUCGGUAUUUCGAACGGCUUUUCAAAUUUACAAAUGUUAAUCUACAAGAAAAACCUGGUUCUUGUCAUAAUGUAUUUUAUUCUAAGUCUUAUUUAACUGCUAAUGCUUGAUAAGCAAUAAUAUUAAUACAUAACUACAUGGAAGGCAAUGGAAUAAAUAAACCUCGAAUUUCGUCAAGUCAUAAUCAAUAAGUUAUAUUUUUGCAAAUUGUUACUCCUUCAAAAUGCAGUAUUAUAAGGUAUCUACAUAAAAAGCGCGAUUUUGGUUUGAAGACUCGGGUCGGUUGUGGCGUGCAAGCCUAAGGAGCGUCAACUUUUGCAACCUAGUCAUUCACUUAGACAAGUGGGCCUACAGGCCGUGUGUGUUUCGUUAGUAGUGCAUGAAAAUAACUUGUUAAGUGUUCGUAGUGUCUAAGGAUUUAAAGGGAGGAGCGUCUUAAAUUCUGAGAUUGGUGAAAUGUACCUGUUUUCAGUGGUUCUUUUGUUAAUUUUUGACUAUUUAUUACUUAAUACAUGAUUGUCUUAGCAUCAA
Molecule: messenger RNA, 3197 nt
Organism: Cydia strobilella
Lineage: Eukaryota; Metazoa; Arthropoda; Insecta; Lepidoptera; Tortricidae
Exons: 7
Coding region: 169-1290 (373 amino acids)
Biological process (GO): actin filament polymerization
Cellular component (GO): cytoplasm; actin cytoskeleton
Molecular function (GO): protein binding
Source: RefSeq, a predicted model, not a curated record